Messenger RNA from Vanessa atalanta (red admiral), 1314 nucleotides. RefSeq names its product odorant receptor 4-like. The transcript has 8 exons. Bases 1 to 1290 code for a protein of 429 amino acids. Lineage: Eukaryota; Metazoa; Arthropoda; Insecta; Lepidoptera; Nymphalidae. Gene Ontology annotation, biological process: sensory perception of smell; detection of chemical stimulus involved in sensory perception of smell. The record is from RefSeq and is a predicted model, not a curated record. Gene Ontology annotation, cellular component: plasma membrane. Gene Ontology annotation, molecular function: olfactory receptor activity; odorant binding.
AUGGUUUUGCUUAAAACUCUAAAAACGUUCUUCACGAAAGAUGAUUUUGACUUCGACUCAAAGAACAUUGAUCUAUAUAAAUUUCAUCCACAGAUAAGAAUUUUCCUCGUGUUUAAUGGAAUAUUUUUCAACAAUAGCGAAUCCUAUAUAAGGUAUUGCUGGCCAGUACUAAGUACUAUGUUAGCAUUGGUCGGCGCAGCAAUCGAAUUGAUGAUAAUACACCAUGGAAUCAUCACGGGCGAUUAUUCAUUCGCCACGGAAUGUUUUUGCUACUUCAUAAUAUUAACAACGAUCCCUUUGGUUUACAUAAGUGUUUUAUUCGGUAGGAAUAAAAUAUUUCAGCUUUUGAAUUCGAUGGAUCGAGACUUUUUAUACAUUUGCAGAUUGGAACCUAAAUACAGAAACUUAUUUCUUAACGGCCAGCUGCUGAUAUGGCAAUUAUGCAUCGUUUGGCUCGUUUUCGCAAUGUCUAUUGUGACGAUGUAUUUGAUUUCGACAAUAGCGAUUCUCUUUUACCAAAGUUUGUUCGCAACACAAACCGAGAAUACGGUGCGACCACUGAUAUUUCCAUUGUGGCUACCAGAGGACGACCCUUACAGGACACCUAAUUACGAAGUGUUCUUUUUUUUUGAGAUAAUCGUAUGCUUGAUGGUACCUCAGAUAUUUUGCGUAUACGUUUAUGUUCUCUUUCACAUUCUGCUGCAUCGCUAUUAUUUAAUGGACUUGAUAAUUUUCGACUGCGAAAUAAUGUUCAAUGAUCUGGACGAACGUGUUAUCGAUCUUCCACAAAAUGAUCCUAAUCGAAUGAAGGUACAACUUAUUCUCAAUAAAAGGAUAGAACGCAUUGUGAAAUGGCAUAACAUGGUUUUCGAGACUGUAAAUGCUGUGUCUUCAGUUUAUGGUCCUCCACUUGUCUAUCAAGUAGUAAUUAGUUCUCUAGCCAUUUGCCUAAUGGCGUAUCAAGUGGCUGAAUCUUUGGACAAUGGGAAAUUUCAUGUUAUAUUCGCAAUGCUCUGUAUUGCGACUUGCGUUCAACUUUGGAUACCUUGCUACCUUGGCACACUUAUCAGAAAUAAAGCUUUUUCCAUUGGAGAUGCCAUUUGGAGCAGCGGUUGGCAUGAAACAUCGUUAGGACGUCUCGUGCGACAGAACCUUAUUAUAAUUAUAAUGCGAUCUCAGAAGCCUGUCAGCAUUAAAUUCACAGGACUGCCCAAUUUGGACCUGGAAACAUUUUCAUCGGUAAUGAGUACAUCAUAUUCCUAUUUCAACAUUUUACGUCAAUACAAGUGAAUAUUUUGUCAAUUCAAGGUGCUU